Phragmites australis (common reed) is the source of this 645-nucleotide messenger RNA. RefSeq names its product NAC domain-containing protein 68-like. Bases 1 to 645 code for a protein of 214 amino acids. The record is from RefSeq and is a predicted model, not a curated record. Gene Ontology annotation, molecular function: DNA binding. Lineage: Eukaryota; Viridiplantae; Streptophyta; Magnoliopsida; Poales; Poaceae. The transcript has a single exon. Gene Ontology annotation, biological process: regulation of DNA-templated transcription.
AUGGCUCUCCUCCCGCCGCCGCGUGGCCUGCCGCCAGGUCUCGUCUUCUACCCCUCGGACGCCGACCUGCUCUCGGCGUACCUCCGCCGCAAGAUCGCGGGCGAGCCGCUCCCCGCCCCCGCGGCCAAGUUCUUCCACGACGCCGACGUCUACGCCGCCGACCCCAACACGCUCACGAAGGCCUACCAGGGUGCGCAGGGGAGCAGGCGCAAGGGAGGUUCUUGGUUCUUCCUCACCCACGCGAGGCCCAAGAACAGCAGCCGGCAGGUCGGGGACGGCGAGGGCGCGUGGUGCUCCGUCUCCGUGAAGGCCGGCGCCUGGGACGUGGUCGACGGCGAGGGCCACCGCGUCGGGCGCAGCCAGAUGUUCGCGUACAAGCCCAAGAACAUGAACGGCGGGAGCUCCGAGUGGUACAUGGUGGAGUUUGCCGCCGAGGAUCAAGAAGAUUACCAGGGCCGUGGCGGCGAACAAGAACAGCCCGUGCUGGUUCUGUGCAAGAUCUACCAGUCGCUUCCCUUCGGGCGCCGCGCUCAUCCAUGGAUUCCACUGCAUGCGCCGGGUUCCGUGACCUCUGUUUCUUGGACAGGGUGCAGCGCCAGCAAUGAGUUUCGUGUCGCGCGCGAGCGGAACGCCCUAUGCUUCUGA